This is a messenger RNA of Schizophyllum commune H4-8, 499 nucleotides long. RefSeq lists its product as uncharacterized. The coding region runs from base 32 to 364 and encodes 110 amino acids. The record is from RefSeq and is a predicted model, not a curated record. NCBI's taxonomy places the organism in Eukaryota, Fungi, Basidiomycota, Agaricomycetes, Agaricales, Schizophyllaceae. The transcript has a single exon.
CGAUGUGAGGCGCCGCGGUCGAACGCGCCGGAUGGUCGCUGCGACUAUUGCUGUCCUCAUGCCCUUGACGAGCUUCAGGUGCGGACCUAGAAUAAUCGCUUCACGAGUACUGAUGUAUACAACUGACCAACAUACUUCUCUCCCCUCGCCAGCUGCGGGGUCCUGCAGUCACAUCUGCUACCUCGAUCAACCACGACGCGUUCACAAAGGCGGAUCAUCCCCCUUCAAAUGUCUUGAACCCUACGCCACGCCCGUAACCACUACCAAAAGAUCUCCACUAAGCACCGUUUUGUCUCUGCUGUCCCCGCUAUACACUGCACGCCGUCUCCACCAUCAAGUUGACUUUCCGCCAGGCCCGCGCUGAGAUGCGGCUAUGGCGUCCUCAUCAUUGACCCGGCAUGCUCACCUUUUCUCGUGGUAAUGCCAUACUUGCCUCCAACCGUCUUUACCCCUUCCACCGCCUGGCAAGAUAGACACUUAGCAAAUUCGAAGUUCGACC